Messenger RNA from Onthophagus taurus, 745 nucleotides. It is a transcript of the gene maf-S, whose product is annotated as MAF bZIP transcription factor K. NCBI's taxonomy places the organism in Eukaryota, Metazoa, Arthropoda, Insecta, Coleoptera, Scarabaeidae. Gene Ontology annotation, molecular function: DNA-binding transcription factor activity, RNA polymerase II-specific; RNA polymerase II cis-regulatory region sequence-specific DNA binding. Gene Ontology annotation, biological process: regulation of transcription by RNA polymerase II. The record is from RefSeq and is a predicted model, not a curated record. Gene Ontology annotation, cellular component: nucleus.
GGGAAUUAUAAAGAUUUAGUUGGCAACGCUGAAAUGAUUCGCAUAAAUUUUCCACUUUUAGUUUAAUAUUUCCACGAUUUUACGUAAAAAUCUUAUCGAAAUGUUUAAACAAAUUAAUUAUGGCCCAAAUUAUAACGGGACAAAAAUGUUUUUAGAACAGUUAAUAAACUUUCCCAACACAAUUCAUAACCAACAAUGACUUGCAGUUUUUGCGUAAAUUCCAUCUCUAGAUACUGCGUCGUAAUUUGAGAAUAAGUAAUUUGAGAAUGCCUCAAGAACAUCGCAAAGAAAAUGGACGAAAAGCGUUGCCCCCUCUGUCCCCGGGGCCAGUCCUCGACAUCUCCGACGAUGAAUUGGUUUCUAUAUCCGUUCGCGAUUUAAACAGACAACUCAAAUUGCGCGGUUUAACCCGGGAGGAAAUCGUCAGGAUGAAACAACGACGGAGAACCCUAAAAAAUCGGGGUUACGCCGCUUCGUGUCGAAUUAAAAGGAUCGAACAAAAGGACGAGUUAGAAACGGAGAAAACGCAGGAGUGGAGAGACAUGGAAACGAUGCAGGAUGAUGUCGUAAGGAUUAAAGAGGAAGUGCAUACAAUUAAAAACCGAUAUGAGGCUCUUCUUAAAUUUGCUGUUAAUAAUAAGAUUCCUAUUCCACCUGAAUUAGAAACGUUAUGAUUUAUUGUUUAAGAUAAGUAAAUAAAAUUGAUUUUUUAAACGUCAAAAAUUAUAACCUCAAAACAUUAAAA